AUGUCUGCGACUCCAGUAGCUAUCACAAAUGCCAACUUUCUCUCCUCCAGCAUCUACUCAGUCAGCACUCCCACCACGGUGACCACCACCAGCAUCCCUGACAACUUGACCUUGAGUUUGUCUUACAACUGGGACGAUGACGAUGCUGAGUCGAUAGUUUCUGAAGACGACACCGAGUCGUUUGUGUCUGACGGCGACCUUGCAUCCUCCCCCUCUUACACUCACCAGUACCCCAUAGCACCGGUACCAAGACUGCAUCAAUCCAUGCGCCUCAAGGCACUCAUGCCUGCAUUAUUCAAAAGUAAAGACUGCACCCACAUCUUGACUCAGUUCUUCAGCAACGAGCUCUUCUUUGCCGACAACUUGUGCAAUCUCAAGGACAACUUUCUCAACCACGAUUUCAAGUCGUUCGAGGCCCACCGCGUGUUGUUCCCCAUUGGCACUCUCGACCCCGCCAUGCACGAGGCGGUGUUGGCCAAACUCCAGAUAUUCUCCUCCCUGGUUGACAAACUCACAUCGAUCUUGGCGUCGUUCAACCACAGUAUUGUCGGCGUGGUGGCUCGCAUAAACUCGAAUGCAGACACUAAAUGCUUGGAAACCUUGCAGGAGGCCAAGGCCGAGUUCAACUCCCUGAUCGACCAAUAUUUGAGUGGGGAGGGCCUCAACGGAGUUAUCGACGACAUCAUCGACAUGUUGUAUGACUACAAUUUGCUUAUUCAGGAGAACCAGACUGGAAGUUUGCCUGACCCAGCAUUUUUGAAAAAGACUGACGAGUAUUAUGCAAGCAUAGAAUCUACCUUGAAAGUUUCUGCAAGGAUAGAUAAUAAAGAUGUGUCAUUGUUCAAAAGGUUAUUGGAGGCAAACUUUAUCUACAACCAAGAGUUCCAAGAGUUGGUGGGGUCUUUAAUGAGGAGCGUAGAAGCUUAA
Suhomyces tanzawaensis NRRL Y-17324 is the source of this 927-nucleotide messenger RNA. RefSeq lists its product as uncharacterized. Lineage: Eukaryota; Fungi; Ascomycota; Pichiomycetes; Serinales; Debaryomycetaceae. The record is from RefSeq and is a predicted model, not a curated record. The transcript has a single exon. The coding region runs from base 1 to 927 and encodes 308 amino acids.